UUUUUGGUGAACCCAAAGAGAAACCGGAAGAGCCGAGGGAAAGCCUAACCUAGAACUUCCUAUAGUCGUAUAUACAUACACGAAGAAGAGGGAUAAAUAUGGGAGAAUGGGGGAUAAUCCUUUCUCUACAUCUCCUCUUAACCAAUCUCUUGUUUAAUGGAUUUGAUAUAUGAUUAUUCGAAUCGUGACUAUAUGAUUUGAAUUUGCUGUUUCGUGGAAUUGCAUAAAUCGAGUACACCUACGACGAUGUGCGAGAAAUGAUUAGAACUUAUAUAAUAUAUAGAUCUGAUUUACGAUGUAAUCUCAAACUGGCAGCUAAUUAUACUUGCGUCGCAAAACACUUCACAAGCUAGGAAUUAGAAUAAAACAAAAUAAUGUGACGUGUCUGCAUGAGUCAUCCUGUGCCAAGCACCCAAGUAGAACCAAACUACCUACGUCCCUGAAUUUUAAUCUACAGACGAUAAAUUCGAUAAAUCAUAAAUAUGUUCAGAUUUAUCUUUGAUUGAUUAGUUUCAAAUUAAUUGUAGGAGAUCCGAAAUAUAAGACGAAUAAGACAGAAAUGAUAUUUGUACCAAAAAUUAGAUCGACAAUAGGAGGAGAAACAAGUCUUGUAAAAUAUAGAAAGAAUUCGACGUCAUUCAACACACGAAUUUCGAGGAAGUAUCGUAAUAUUCAUAUAUUACACAUAUUGAUACAUGUUCGUUCCAUUUAGUAACUGUGAAUGUAGAUUCGUCGAAAUACGUGUAGUACUUGCGCGUAUCUACGGAGCAUAUGUAUUACUUUGCUCCUACCGUUGAAACUAACGAACAGAUGGCUACUGUUCAGUGUUCUAACCACUAAGAGCCAUGGAACAAUUCCAUGGAAUGAGCGAUGGAAAUAUAAAUAUAAGUGAUGUCAUUGAAGUCAUCCAAACAGAUCCUAAAUUUGUGGAGGCUAGUGGAAGGGAGGAGCAAUUAUCAGUGGAAAUGAAUAUUGGACGACCAUUGCAGUAUGUUGAAAUAAUAGAACAACCAGCAAGCAAAGCUUUACGCUUUCGCUAUGAAUGCGAGGGCAGAUCAGCUGGUAGUAUACCCGGUGUAAAUAGUACACCGGAAAACAAAACAUUUCCUAGUAUAAGGAUAGUAGGAUACAAAGGCCGUGCUGUAGUUGUAGUAUCGUGUGUAACAAAAGAUCAACCGUACAGACCUCAUCCUCAUAAUCUUGUUGGGAAAGAAGCAUGUAAACGAGGUGUUUGUACAGUUGAAGUAUCAUCAGAAAAUAUGACGGUCACAUUUGCAAAUCUCGGUAUUCAAUGUGUUAAGAAAAAAGAUAUCGAAGAGGCACUUAGAAUAAGAGAAGAAAUUCGUGUUGAUCCCUUUCGAACUGGUUUCGAACACAAAAGACAACCUACCAGCAUUGAUUUAAAUGCUGUAAGAUUAUGUUUUCAAGUUUUCCUAGAAGGAUCACAAAAGGGAAAGUUUAACAUCCAAUUACCACCGGUUGUAUCUGACCCUAUAUUUGAUAAAAAGGCAAUGUCAGAUCUUGUAAUAUGCAAGCUCAGUCAUUGCAGUGCAUCAGUUGCUGGUGGUAUGGAAAUGAUUUUAUUAUGUGAAAAGGUCGCUAAAGAAGAUAUACAAGUUAGAUUUUUCGAGGAGAAAGAUGGGCAAGUGGUUUGGGAAGGAUUUGGUGAUUUUCAACCUACUCAUGUACAUAAACAAACAGCAAUCGCGUUCAGAACACCCACCUAUCGCAUACAACAGGUCGAUCAACCAGUCCAGGUAUACAUCCAAUUGAAAAGACCGUCGGAUGGCGCAACAAGUGAACCGUUACCAUUUCAGAUGUUACCUCUUGGUGCAGGUAGGCCUGCUUUCUGGUCUUUACGGAAAGCAUUUGCCAGGAAGAAAACAGAUUAUAGUACAUUUGGUAAAAUUUUAGCAACCGAAUCGGCGUUGCUAUCAAACGUUACGCCGAAACUUGCGCGAAACAUCGACGAAUUUAAUAACAAUGAUUUCAGUAUAAAAAAAUCGAAUAACAAGAUUUCUGCGUUACGCGCUUUAAAUGAUUUAUAUAAUGUAAAAAACACGUUAGAUUCUUGUAAUGGAAGUACCGAAGUCGCUCAAAAUAAUGCACAAAAUAUGGAUCACACAAAAAGUACAAUUAUAGAUUACGAGAACAACGAAGUACCGUUUCAUACAGAAAAAACUAUGGAAAAUGAGCAAAUAAAUAAGAUAUACAAAAUUGACAGCAACUAUAUGAACAAAGAUAUGGAUAAUACUAAUUCAGGAACUUUAACUCGUACUAAAUCCGAUAGUACCGAUAAUGAUAUAUUAAGAAAUUCAGAGAUAUCCAAAAACAAAUCUGAUUGGUUUGAUUAUUCUGAAGUAGGAAAAUGGGUACAGAAAGGUCAAAUGUGUCUGAAGGAAAAGGAUAACGAGGCAGAUUUUAAAACUGAAAUGACAGACGAUUGCAAUAAGUCGUUCAAUGAAUUGUUAACACAAGUAGCCGAACUGGACCAGAUUUAUGCCGAUACACAUACUAAGUUGGUACAGGCCGCACUUGAGCAGAAUACAACUGAUCAAUCAAUGGACAUUGAUGUCUGUGACAAUCAGACGUAUACUAGUUUACAGAUGGCCAUGAAAAAUCCUAUAGAAUUUGUUGACGUAACGAAUGACAGAAAGUACGAGGAUGUAUUUGUACCGAAACCAGAUCCAAAUCAGUCUUGUCCUUCGCCUCCGGUAACUACAAAGAGAGAUGGAACGCAGGAAACGGAAGAGAGAUUACCGCCUUUACCACCAAAACGUAUUCGAAAAAUGCCUUCCAUGCCUCUUUUACCUCGUCCUAUAUCCUCUCCCAUGACACCCGAUUCUUAUAUCGAAGCACCAAACAAAACUUUACCCUCCUUACCCGGUACAUUAACCAAGACUUCAAAACAAGGAUUGUUCUCAAAAUUAUUUGCAAAAAAAAUCAAAUCAGAUAAAGACACGAUUUCGAAUGCAUCCAAAGAGAGCAAUACAUCUUUGAAUACACCAGGGAAAGUUUCAUACUUAAUGAAAAAUAAUAUACCAGAUGGUACACAGUUACAAAGUCCAAGACCUAAUGCUACCAGUACCACUAGUAUUAAAUCUCUUAGACUAGAGGGUGAUGUAACACCACCUUAUGGAAUGGAGUUGACAGAAGCUGAACAUUAUGCAUUAUACACUGCUAUGGCUCCGCAUGCGACAGCAUCGGAAUUUGAUGAAAUGUCUUUCUAUUAUAGCCCUGUAGAGGGUGGGAAAAUUUUCCUUGACAAGAAGGAAACAUAAUUUGUUUUCAUACUUAUGAUGUUUGCUAGCGUACUUCCAUUUAAGAGUGAUGUGUUUCUUUUCCGGAAUAGUAUCGUAGAAGAAAACUGAUAUAUUUUAAGAGAUUAAACAUUAUUGUGAUUGUUGAAAGGCUGCUUCUUUGCAGUUGUGACUUUGAAUUUUGGCAGCUUUAGUGUGUAACACUAUUUGUGAAAAAGAAAAAGUCGACGGUAUUUUUGAUUAAAUACGCGACAAGCUUUUGUUAUGCUACACGUUAACCAAAAACGCUUUGAAGCGAAUUUGACACUAUUCUAGUCGGGAUACAAAUUGUUUUUUUUUCU
Messenger RNA from Osmia lignaria (orchard mason bee), 3601 nucleotides. RefSeq names its product dorsal (gene Dl). Gene Ontology annotation, molecular function: DNA-binding transcription factor activity, RNA polymerase II-specific; RNA polymerase II cis-regulatory region sequence-specific DNA binding. Lineage: Eukaryota; Metazoa; Arthropoda; Insecta; Hymenoptera; Megachilidae. Gene Ontology annotation, cellular component: nucleus; cytoplasm. The record is from RefSeq and is a predicted model, not a curated record. Gene Ontology annotation, biological process: innate immune response; inflammatory response; canonical NF-kappaB signal transduction.